GUGACGUCAAUCCGUGACGCAGAUUCGUCCUCCAUCACUAGUCGAGCCCACUGACAACACCACCUCGAAACGAGUCCUGACGAGUCGUGGAAAUAUGUAGUAAGAUCGCACCGUUCAGCAUAUUUCGACAACAGGAGGUUUGGCGUAGCUGAGCAACUGUUACAUGGAAAGUUACCAUGGGCGGCCAUGAUGAUGAAGAUAUGCCAUAUGUCGUGAAUAAACAAAAACAAGAAGAAGAGCUAAAAAACAAGCUGAAUGACAGCAGCCACUGGUGCGACCAGGAAUCCACUGGCAACAAUGCAAAGUGGGUGAAGGAAGGCCGGAACCAGCUGCGGAAAGUAGCCGAGAACCAGCAGGACCAGGACCACAACUGCAAUAUCAGCCAGAAUGGGAACAAGGAAGACUUCCCUCAUCAGACCACCACUCAGGAAGAUCAACAGGGAAACGAGGAGCAGACCAAGUCUCCCAAAAUAGCAAUGACCCCUGGUCUCAGUCAGGAGGAGUCCAAGAACAUCCUUAAUGAGCCGCUUCUCAUCGACACUCUGGAGUCCACAGAAGACAAAGAGAAAGAGAGAGAAGAUGGCAAAGAGAAGGAAAACAAAUCAGAGGAAGAUGAAGAGACAUCAGGGCAUGCCACAGGAGUGACAGGAGAACAGGAUAAUGUGGAGUCUCAGAGAGAGGGCAGUGUUGUGGGGAGAAAUGCCUGCCUCCUGUUCUCCAACAUGAAUGGGACACCAAAUGAUGAAGAGUCCAGCUGGCCUGCACUGUCUCAGGACAACACAGCUGACAGCUCUCCAAAUGGCAACAGAGAGUCCUUUUGGGAUUCCAGUGCUUUUGAGACAGACACUGACCUGCCUUCAGGAUGGAUGAGGGUGCGAGAUACAUCCGGCACAUACUACUGGCACAUCCCCACGGGUACCACACAGUGGGAGCCUCCUUCACCCCUGGGUAAAGUCGCCGACUCCAUGAUGUCCUCAACUAUGUCGCUGGAGACUACACCUUGUGAGGAGCAUGAGGAAUCCUGGGCUCAGCUUUCCAGCACAGAUGAAGGAGCUGGUGAGGGGGAACUGUGGAAGGAGGAGGUAGAGGUUACAUCUGAUCAAAGUCUGAAGGAGUUUGAAGGAGCAACUCUACGCUAUGCGUCCAUCAACCUGAAUUACAAUUGCUCUCAGUCUGAGGAAGAAGAGAAGCUUGCUCCACUCUGCACAGAUAUAGAAACUAAGUGUUUUGCUGUGCGUUCCCUCGGCUGGGUAGAGAUGUCUGAGGAGGACAUGGCACCCGGCAAGAGUAGUGUUGCUGUCAACAACUGCAUCAGACAGCUCUCUUAUCACAAACACAACCUGCACGACACUGCUGGUAUCUGGGGAGAGGGUAAGGACAUGCUGAUGGUCCUGGAGAAUGACACUAUGAACUUGAUCGACCCACUGGGCCAGACUCUGCUUCAUGCUCAGCCUAUAGGCAGCAUCCGUGUUUGGGGUGUUGGCAGAGACAACGGCAGGGAAAGGGAUUUUGCUUAUGUGGCUCGAGACAAUUUGACCCAAGUUCUGAAGUGUCAUGUUUUCCGCUGUGAUUCACCUGCUAAGAACAUAGCCACCAGCUUACACGAAAUGUGUUCAAAGAUAAUGAUGGAGAGGAAGGCAACCAAGCCAGGGGUGAGCAGCCUCAGCUCUGACCCGAGUAACCCUGUGGUCAUCCCCGUUGAAGAAUUUCCUGCUCCGAAAAAUGAACACUUCCAGCACUUCCAUGUUUAUUACCUUGGUUGUGAAGCUGUGGCUAAGCCAGUUGGUAUGGACAUUAUCAAUGAUGCGCUCGAGGUAGCAGUGAAUAGUAAAGAUAAAAGUGAUUGGACUCCAGUCUCUGUGAAUGUUGCACCAGCCACCCUCACAAUACUUUCAAAGCAGAACGAGGAGGUGCUGUCAGAGUGCAGGGUGCGCUUCCUGUCUUUCAUGGGUGUGGGAAAGGACGUCCACACCUUUGCUUAUAUCAUGGCGGAGGGUCCCCGAGAUUUCACCUGUCACAUGUUUUGGUGUGAACCCAACGCUGCCAGUCUGAGCGAGGCUGUACAGGCUGCUUGCAUGCUUCGCUAUCAGAAAUGUUUGGAUGCACGUCCGCCCAGCCUAGGCUCUUGCCUGCCUACUCCUCCCGCUGACUCUGUGGCUCGACGGGUCAAGAAGGGGGUGCAGAGUCUGCUGGGCAGCUUUAAGAGCUACAGGUCUGGCUCUCAAUCCCCUUGAGCUGCAGUGAAGAUGAUCCACAGUCCAUUAAACACAAGGUCCAUCACCACACCACCUUCUAAAUCUCACUUCUCCUCCUCUUAUCCUUCUACCACAGUUUCGCCUUACGACCGUUUCACUUGUCACUAGUCUAAUGUGUGGAAUAGUUUGUGAGGAAAAGCGUGUCUGAAAGAUUGCAUUUAUGUCCUUGUUUGGCCGUUACUUUAUACAAUAAUUUUAAACUCUUAUCUCUAAGCAGAUGAACCCCUGGCAUCUAUUUUUUUUGUUUGCUGGGAUUCUUUCUGUGAGUCUUAACUAUUUUUGUGUUUUAACAGAAACAAUGCUAUGAAUGUUGGAUAUGGAUGUAAUAUAUUUUACAUGCAGACGCUAGAAUUUGCUAAAUUCCCUCACAGAAAUGGUCUCGUUCCUCUUUUCCCCCUCGGUGCAAUUAUCAUCUUAAACGCUCCUCUUUUUCUACUUUUAAAGAAAGUACUGUAACGCAAUCGUCGUCAGUUGGGUUAGUGUUAAUAUUAAUUUCCUAAAACAUCAUUGCACCUCUCCUUCUGCCACCGUAGGUUGUAAUACAAGCGUCUCAGUAGUGUGCCACGUAGUUAUGUCUCCGACCCUCUGGAAAAAAAUGUAUUUUAGUCUUCCAAAGAACUGUAUGGUCGUCUGUCACAUAGUGAGCAACCACUGAUUUGAGUGUAGUGUGUUUCUCAUACAUCCUGCAUGAACGUUUGCAAGUUCAGUGCUAGUGUGCAAUAAUCAGAUGUUCCUGUGUGGUGUGGUGAUAAGAUGGCUGCAAUGUGACUAUUUUUUCACCUUUUAAUGAGAGCGUCUGUCCAGAUUGCGUGCGAGGCUAAUGGAACAACAGAGCCAUGUUGAAAAUCAUUAUCUUGUAAUAGAAAAAAUAGUAAUAAAAAAUAGAAACUCUGGGUUUUCACACAGCCAUUUACCACCAACAACUACUGAAUAGUACUGUAGAAACUUGCCACAAGCUGCAUGUUUUGAUAGCUUAGAGUUCUUGCUGCUUGCAGCAGUUUAGUGCUUAAGACCCAUCAAUGUAUCCUGUAAAUUCCUUCUCUGUGUUUCUGUAUGGUAAGAGGAGGCUGGAGUUGAUGUGUUGUUUCGUGUUUCAUUGGCAUGUCACUCUAGUUAGUGUCAGUGUAUCAUACGCUAGCAGUAGAGCAUUAGACUACCUGUCAGUUCCUUCAGACUGAAAAUAUGAGAGCAGGUUAAUGUUUGUGUAUAUGGGAAACCUAGAGAUGAUUUCUCCAGUGGUUUACAUUUUUAUUUUUUUCUUGCCCACAUUUUUGACGUGUGGGCUCCAGCCGCUCAAGUUAAUGUAUUUUGUAUCGUUAACACACACUACAAUUUACACUGGUUAAGAUGGUUUUCACAUUAGCUCGUGCGAUUUACUUUUUUAUAAAGAACACACUAAUUAGCCAAGUUGUAUUUUAUCUUUUAUGUGUCUGUCAGUGAUCAAUACUGUAUGUAGCACAAUAGUAAUAGUCAUCUCUAAUAUUAAAGAUGCAGUUUGUAAGAUCCUUUGGUAAUUUUAACCUCUGCAGGGCAUUUGUUUGGCCACGUUGUCUGAGACAUUGGUAGCUACUUACUAAGUAUCCUCAGGCUAAUUGACUCAGCUACAUAGGAAUAAAAAUAAGACUACAAAUAAAGACCAAACCACAUCAGAAUAUGUCAUCUUACAAACAUUAUUUUAGACAUUAAAUUACAACAAAAUAUUAUGAAAAGCAAUAUAUUGAUAAUGUAUUGCAUAACAAAUAGAACUUUGUAUUUAAAAUAAAAAAAUACAUCAAUGAAACAGUUAUUCCUUAAUGGAUAACAUUAUGCCCUCUAUAUCAUGCUGGUAUAAAAAAGUGAGGCUUUGUGUUAAAUGUUGAGUCUAACUGGUGCAUAAUUAUCCGUCUAAAAUAAAGUGGUUUUAAAUGAUUAACAACUUUAAGUCUCCUUUACCUGCUGUCAGCAUUGAAUUGUUCACAAAUUUUAACUUUCUAUUUGUUUUGUUUUACCAAAAAAUGUAUACUUGAUAUUGUUUCUACAUUGCAAAAAGUAGAAAUCAGAAGUGUCCUCAAAAAAAUGCUUAAAGAAAUUUGGUGCUUGUAAAAUGUAUAGCAACAAAAUAUAUAAUCCAUGUCUGAAACAUAUGGAUUGGGAAUGAGUCCAAAGUGAGUAUUGAGAAGGGUGACACGUUUUUUUUAAACAGACUGUCCAACUUUAAAGCUGUCAUGGAGUCUGUUCUGUUGUCUUACCUUAUUGAACAACCUUGUCACCCGAUUUUGAAAGCAAAGCAGUGCUUUGUGAUGACUGGCCUUUCUCAAACUUUCGUUCAUAGAUUCCUAUAGAUGGUUUUUAAUGUUUUAAGAAGUUAUCAAACAUUUAAAACUCUUACCAACUGCUUCUUUGUAUGUGUAAGAUAUAACACUAAUGAAAAGUAGACAACAUUAACGCGUAGUACUGCCUUGUCACUCAUGUGUCACAUGGAACUAUUUUGCUUUUCUUCCUCGAAUGUGUGCUGUGUCCAGUCAGCGGCAACACUAAAGCCAGAUGGGUUAAAGAACAUUAGCAGAUUAAUUUAUUUCUGUCCAUGUAAAUUAGGUGUAUAAAAUGUAUGUAUAUAAAAGUCACUGCACAAUAAAUGUGAACAUAUCAUAA
Messenger RNA from Micropterus dolomieu (smallmouth bass), 4886 nucleotides. RefSeq names its product amyloid beta (A4) precursor protein-binding, family B, member 1 (Fe65) (gene apbb1). Bases 177 to 2234 code for a protein of 685 amino acids. The record is from RefSeq and is a predicted model, not a curated record. The transcript has 15 exons. Gene Ontology annotation, cellular component: nucleus; cytoplasm. Lineage: Eukaryota; Metazoa; Chordata; Actinopteri; Centrarchiformes; Centrarchidae. Gene Ontology annotation, biological process: regulation of DNA-templated transcription. Gene Ontology annotation, molecular function: amyloid-beta binding; transcription factor binding.